ACAAAAGUGAACUCCCUCCAGGUCAUCAAGCCAAUGAGAAAACACCUUCUUCAAAUUGUAACUUAAAUGUUCAAAGUUCAUCAAAAUCUUUUGAAACUUAAACAGCACUAGCCACUGGAACUUGAAAAAAAUUGAAAAAAAGCUUUUGCCAUGUGGCUCUAUCUGGCUGCCCUCCUGGGGCUUUACUUCCUCCGCCGAUGGUACCAGGAGAAACAAAUUGUGGAGAACCUGACAGAGAAAUAUGUCUUCAUCACUGGCUGUGACUCUGGCUUUGGGAACCAGCUUGCCAGACAGCUAGAUGCCCGGGGGAUGCAAGUGUUGGCAGCUUGUUUCAACCAGAAAGGGGCAGAACAGUUAGAGAAUGUCACAUCAGAGCGGCUGAAAACCACCAUUUUGGAUGUCACCAGCACAGAAAGUGUGGCAGCAGUGACGAAGUGGGUGAAAGAAUGCAUUGACAAGAAAGGGCUCUGGGGCUUGGUGAACAAUGCAGGGAUUGCAUGCCCACUGGCCCCCAACGAGUGGUUGAACAAGGCUGACUUUGCAAAGGUCCUGGAGGUCAACCUGCUUGGAGUGGUUGACGUAACACUGCACUUGCUGCCUUUAGUGAGGAAAGCUCAAGGAAGGGUGAUCAAUGUGAGCAGUAUGGCUGGAAGGUUUGCAUGGAGUGGAGGAGGCUAUAGUCCUUCAAAAUUUGCCUUGGAAGCAUUCUCUGACAGUCUCAGGCGCGAAUUACGUCCUUUUGGAGUCAGUGUCAGCAUCAUUGAACCGGGCAGCUUUUACACGGGAAUAAAUAAAGAAGUAAACAAUUUCUUCAGCACUUUAUGGAGCAAAGUGCCUGCUGACAUAAAAGAACUAUAUGGGCAGCAGUACUGGAAAAACAUUAACAAGACAUUUGUUGGUGCCAGAUGGCGGACAAAAAACCUCUGUCUUGUCACAGACUGUAUGGAGCAUGCACUGACCUCCUACUAUCCCCGCAGCCGCUAUUCUGCAGGUUGGGAUGCCAAAUUAUUUUUCCUUCCCCUUUCCUACUUGCCAGCCUCACUUAUGGAUUUUAUUGCAACAUAUGGCAAUCCCAAACCAGACAAAGCCAUUUACUGAUCACAGGCACACAAUGUUUACAAGAGUGAAACAAUAUAACCUGCAAAGGAUGUUGGUUUUUCCAAAGCGUACUGGUUCUUUAAAAAAAAAAACACUAUUAGACUGGCACAAAGCUGAAGAUGUUUAGUAGUGUCAGGUGCUAAUUUACAUGAAGCUGAGGUUUUAAACUGAGAUUCAGUAGUUCUCAGAUGAUGAUGAAAUUUGUAUGUCACACCACCUCAAAAUAAAUGUUGGCCUGUCCACUU
Sceloporus undulatus (fence lizard) is the source of this 1343-nucleotide messenger RNA. Its product is annotated as retinol dehydrogenase 16-like. The transcript has 5 exons. The coding region runs from base 151 to 1098 and encodes 315 amino acids. The record is from RefSeq and is a predicted model, not a curated record. NCBI's taxonomy places the organism in Eukaryota, Metazoa, Chordata, Lepidosauria, Squamata, Phrynosomatidae.